GCAAGGUACACUGUCCGUUCUUUUGGAAUCAGGCGUAAUGAAAAGAUUGCCUGUUACGUUACUGUCAGAGAUGAAAAGGCAAUGCAACUCUUGGAGAGUGGUUUGAAGUGAAAAGGCAAUGCAACUCUUGGAGAGUGGUUUGAAGGUUAAGGAGUAUGAACUUUUGAGAAGGAACUUCAGUGAUACUGGUUGCUUUGGUUUUGGUAUUCAAGAACACAUUGAUCUUGGAAUCAAGUAUGAUCCUUCAACCGGUAUCUAUGGUAUGGAUUUCUAUGUUGUCCUUGAACAACCUGGAUAUCGUGUUGGUAGAAGACGCAGGUGCAAGUCUCGUGUUGGAAUCCAACACAGGGUUACAAAGGAGGAUUCAAUGAAGUGGUUCCAAGUCAAAUAUGAAGGUGUCAUUCUCAACAAGGCUCAUAACGUUGGUAAUUAGCUUACAAGAUUUGGUUUUUCUUGAGAUUGAUAUCUGUCAAGAUUUUGAAAGAAGUUGGGUCUUUUAUUCUUCUU
Messenger RNA from Impatiens glandulifera, 507 nucleotides. Its product is annotated as 60S ribosomal protein L11-1-like. The record is from RefSeq and is a predicted model, not a curated record. The transcript has 2 exons. Gene Ontology annotation, molecular function: RNA binding; structural constituent of ribosome. Gene Ontology annotation, cellular component: ribosome; cytosolic large ribosomal subunit. Lineage: Eukaryota; Viridiplantae; Streptophyta; Magnoliopsida; Ericales; Balsaminaceae. Gene Ontology annotation, biological process: translation. The coding region runs from base 119 to 433 and encodes 104 amino acids.